ACUGAACUCUAUGAUGAAUGGUGAACAACAAGUGUCCUCAUAACAUUUAUACAACACGUCAUGGUGAAGUUGGCUAAAUUGAAUCAAAGGUUUUCCUAGUUUCUAGUGUUUGCUAGCGGGCAUGAGCUGGUGCCUGUUUAGGGUGACAUUUUCAUCAAGCUAGCGACUGUCAAAAAGUGACAGGUUUCAUUUACGUGUGUUUGUUGUUGAAUUGAUCUGCUCAGACAUCCCGAAAAAGAAGAUGUUGUUUGAUGUAAGCUUGUUAGGACAAGAAAGUUACUUUGAGGUUGGCCUUCAAUUCGACAUUUAAAGGUGAAGUUGAAGUAAUGGGCAGUGCGAGUGUUUGUCGUGACGGUCUGUUUUUUUUGUGACACUUCUUAAUGUAAAAACAUUUUAGACAUUUUUGGUAAAACAUAGCUUUAACCUGCCACUAACUGUAUGUGUGAAACGUUUAUUUUAUUAGUGAAAAUGGAAUAAAGGUGCAUUUAGGCGGAUUUGAAGCACCAUAGUUGACCAUUAUUUUUGUGGCUUAAAAGUAAAUUACUAGUCACAAGUCGUACAUGCUUUGCGAUCUUUAAUUGUGCUUCGAUGUUUCUUUAAAUUCAAAGAUGAAACUGGUGGUUUUCAACUGCCAUGUGCGGUUAGACAUCCUCCGCGAUUCAUCCAACAUCAAAGACAUUACACACGAGCCUGUCACAUUUCCGGUGAGCUAUUUCAAAAUGAAAACUAUUGGAUUUGACGGCUGUGAGUGACAGCCAUGACGGACAUCCAUCUUAAUCAGCUGCAACUGAAGUGAUGACAAAUGCAGUUAACUCGUAAUUGUGAAAAUGCAGUUCUUUUUUGUACAAUCUUUUCUUUUAAACCACUAGCUGGUGGUGGUGGUAUAUUUUCUGGUUGAAACGCUGUUUUUAAUCUCAAGCCAGUUCCAUAAAGGCCUUUGAUGGUUAUAGAUGUGUGUCAAAUAUUUUUAGUCCAAUCAUAUUUCAGAUUCAAUGUCUUGCCAUUGAUAAUCUGCUAGGGGCUUUUGGAUUCAGGAGUGUUGACCCAUGUCACGUUUCAGACUUCAGGUUCUCUCACAGUGACAUCACUACUUUUGUUUUUUCUGGGUGAUCACAGCAAAACUGUUCUACAUUCAAAGUUAUGUCCACAUUGGUUGACUGAGUAGAAAUUCACAUCCUGGUGCGUAGAUGUAUUUUACUAACAAUGUUUUAUAUUUUGUCAUGUUACUAUACUAGAUAUUUAUUAAUUGAUUGGGAACUGUUCCAGGUGAUGUUGUAGUGCACAUGUUUGGUCUUUAAUAACCGAGCCGUAUUUAUGCUCGUUACGUUUGACUGAGCAGCAGUUUUGCGAGCGCUGAUGUAUCGCCGAUCACUGGUGGAAGGCAAUGUAUUGGACGGUAAGAGGACUGAAAUUAUUAUUAACAAUGACGAUCUGGAAGUCAUUUACUGUGUACAUUGAUGGUCCAAGGUACCAAAUGCACCGUCCGCCACUGAUUUACACAUCGCUGUAGCACAAAUACAUGUGCAAAUACAAUGUAAGAGGUCUUUUAUUUUGCUCCUCUCUGCAGCAGAAUGUAAGAUGUAUGUGUAAUGAGUUAGCGUGGUUACGGACCCCAAGAUGCACACAUCGGUAGUACGGAUAUUCUGAUCAGGGUUCUGUACUGCCGAUCCCAGUAAUCCAUGAGUGAAAGUGGCCAAUACCAAUACCUAUCACAUACUGUACAUGUAGUCAAUAUUUACAUGUACUACUGGCUAUAUUAGGGGUCACCAAGGUUUUUUCUUAUGAGAGCUACUUUUACAAAAUGAAAAUGGCCAAGGGCUACUGAUUUUUGUAACAUUUCUUUUCAUAGUUAAUUUCAAGCCAAACAAAGCCAAUAUACCUGUUUUACCAGAACAAAAUGCUGGUAUCCAUAACUCACCUUUUGUAUUUAACAAUUCAAAUUCAAGUGCUACUUAGUGUAUCCUUUAAUUACAUUGACCACACAUGCACCAAAACGAGGAUGCUGUUGUGAUUUUCAGAGUGUCAGUGAAUGCACCUGUUGUCUGGUGACGGCGGGGAGGUGUUGUUCCCAAGACAGGCUGACAAGAGAGUGUUUGAGUUAGGGAUAUGUGUGUGGUUAUGGGCUUGCACUGCUGUUGAUGUGCUCAGGUCAGAAUGAAGUUAUUAAAGAGUGGCAAAAACCCCCACAGAAGACGAUAGGCCGGCUGGCUGGCAGGCAAACCCAGGCAAGAUACAUCCACCUUAAUUAUUAGUAUUAAUAAUGAAUUAAACAUUAAUUAAUAAUUAAUUAUUAUUAGUAUUAGUAGUUGUGAUACUGAAAUUUGGAAAAAGCCAAAAGAGACAAACAAAACUGGCCCUGUAUUUUAUCUAGGAAUAUCACAAACUACUAUUGCCUGCAGUCAACUGAAGAAGGGGACUGGCACUAAUUGGCAGCAGGUGUGGCUGGCAGCUUUUCCUCAGCAGGGCCACGUGCACUACAAGGAACAGCAGACAGGCGGCAGCAGAGUGACAACACGGAUCAUGACAGUAUGGUGUGCAUUGUCAUUGACAUACUGUUGUCAUUGUGGAUUGGCCAGCAUAAUGAGCUCGUUAUUUCAUAGCAAAGCACUCAGGGUCCUAUCAAUGUUUGCUGUUUUGUUACUUUGGAGAAUGUGAAGGUUUGCCUACGUGACUGAUGCCAUCGGACUCCCGUGGAUAUGUUAUCUGUCAUGGGUGGACUCGUGAUAUUUUCAACUCUUUUAGGAUUAUUUGCUCUUCUCAGCAGCCACACGGUGAACUUUGAAAAGGAUUGCAACAUGUCAGUGUGCUUUUCUGACUCUGUGUUUACCCUGCCCCCUUCUGUGAGACCGGAGUUCUGUGGUGCUGAUAUCUACUGAAGAUGAGUUGUGGCGGGGGGCAUUCCACCCCGGAGCUCGGCAGAGGUGUGGAGUCCCAGAAGAGGAAAGACUGUCCGUCAGACCUGCUCGGGCCCAGCCCCAAGAGAAGCAUGGAGAGGAGGAACCGGGAGCAGGAAAACAAGUACAUCGAGGAGCUGGCCGAGCUGAUCUUCGCCAACAUCAAUGACAUGGACGACCUGAAUGUGAAGCCUGACAAGUGUGCCAUCCUCAAGGAGACGGUGAAGCAGAUCCGGCAGAUCAAAGAACAAGAAAAAGCCCCAGUGGCCAACACAGAAGAAGUACAGAAGGCCGACAUCUCGUCCACAGGGCAUGGUGUCAUUGAUAAGGAUACUCUGGGGCCCAUGAUGCUGGAGGCGCUGGAUGGGUUCUUCUUUGUGGUCAACAUGGAGGGCAACAUCGUGUUUGUGUCGGAGAACGUCAGCCAGUAUCUGCUCUACCAGCAGGAGGAGCUGAUGAACACCAGCGUGUACAGCGUGCUGCAUGUUGGCGAUCACGCAGAGUUCAUCAAGAACCUUCUGCCCAAAAGCCUCGUCAAUCAUCAUAGCGGCAAUUCUGCGAGCAGGAACAGUCACACCUUCACCUGUCGCAUGCUGGUUAACCCGCACACGGACGGUGACGUGCGGCAGGCGUCAGAGCAGCAGGAAGCGUCCCAGCAGAAGUAUGAGACCAUGCAGUGUUUUGCUGUCUCCGAGCCCAAGUCCAUGAGGGAGGAGGGAGAAGGUACUCGAAAUCUGCAGUCCUGUCUCAUCUGCGUGGCCAGAAGAGUUCCUGUGAAGGAGAGAGCUGCCAUGGCCUCGUACGAGAGCUUCACAACGCGCCAGGACCUUCAAGGUAAGAUUACAUCUUUGGACACCAGCCUGUUACGGGCCUCCAUGAAGCUGGGGUGGGACGACCUGGUACGGCGCUGCAUCCAGAGGUUCCACCUGCAGAAUGAUGGUGACAUGUCCUUCGCCAAGAGACACCAGCAAGAAGUGUUGACGAAUGGCCAGGCGCUCAGCCCCCUGUAUCGCUUCUCGCUGUCGGACGGCGCCGUGGUGUCAGCUCACACCAAAAGCAAACUGGUCAGGUCGCCAGCCACCAACGAGCCGCAGUUCUACUUAUCGCUGCACAUCCUGCAGAGGGAGAACAUGAGCGCCAUGGCUGUGACCGCCUGCCUGGGGGCCAAGACAGUCACCCUGAGCGGCACCUGCCCAGACGUCAUCACCAACCAGUUCACCACGUCUGUGUGCGGCUUUGGUCGAGCCCCCACGCCGCAGGGAAACAGCCAAGUGCUCAAGAUGGGCAGCCCCUUAGCCCCGCAGGGAAGCCCCAGCGUCACCUCGGGGGGCCGGGGUGCCAUUUUAUCCCCUCGCCAUCGCCACAGCCCCAGUAUGCUCGCGAGCAGCAGCAGUAGCAGCCCCCAAAUGCACCAACACCUCUCUGCUUCUUUCUCACCUGCUGAUGGCCUCCACUCGCCUGUGUCCGUCUGCAGCAGCACAGCAAACAACCACAGCUUCAGUAGCAACCCUCUUGGUGCCCUGCAGGCCCUCAGCCAGGGCCAAAGACCUUCACAGGGCCUCUCUCCUGACAGUAAAGCUCCUGGCCCGCACAGCCCCCUGCACAGCCCUCUCCCCAGCAGUCAGGACAAGGACCAUCUCAGUUUAGAGGCAGACUUGCUUGGAACUUUUGUGGAGCAGCAGGACUUGUCACCCCAAAACCAGGAGUGCAAGCUGGUCCAGGCAAAGGAUGAGGACCCUGACAGCUUUGAAGGAAACAGAAGUGUGGGUGAGCUGGGUGACACCCCAGACCGCCUUCUGAGCACCAAAGGCCACACCCAAUUGCUCCAGCUCCUCACCACUAAAUUGGAACCCCCGGAUCCCUGCUCGUCUCCCCAAGGGGACGAGCAGAACUGUAAAGACCUAGCUGGCUUAGGGGUCAGUGGGUGUUUAGGGGUGGGACCCAACAACCACUCCACCUCGCUGCAGGAGAAACACAAAAUUUUGCACAGGUUGUUGCAGAACAGCAGCUCACCCGUGGAGCUGGCCAAGCUGACAGCUGAGGCCACUGGGAAAGAGCCCCCCGGCCCUGAUUCUGCCACGGAUGACAACAUGGGUGAGCUGGGACUCAAACAGGAUUUGGAGAGCCCCAAAAAGAAGGACAACGUUUUACUGCGUUACCUGCUGGAUCGUGAUGAUAACGGCAUCCUGGAUAAAGCCAUCAAGAUGGAGACCAUCGACGCUCCAAAGCUGCCCAACAUCAAGAAGGAGAAACCGGACGCAGGUUACAACAUGGCUGACCAGACCAAUGAGCUGGAGGAGCUUCUGGAGGAUCUUCAGGGUGGUGGCCAGCAGCAGCUGUUCCCCCAGCAUCCUUCUUCCCAAGGCCCGAUCCCAGCUUCAGCCUCCUCUUCCUCUGCGGCGCCUGGCUUCUCCAUGGACAAGCAGAGCAUCAUCGGCGACAUCUUGCAGAUGAUGGACAGCAGCCACAGCGGCCACAGCAGCCCACCUCCUCAGCAGCUCGCCUUCCCCUCCACUGCAGGUGGCACCAGGGCUGACCCCCCACCUCAAGGUGCUCCUCCUGCGAGAAGCCUGUCUCUCGAUGGUGCUAUGGCCCCUGGUCCCGCCCGGCCCCUCCCCACACAGCACAGGAACAACCCCUACUCUUUACUACAGCAGCAGCAAGGCAUGGUGGGAAGCUAUGCAGGCACAGCGAACAACCAGCAUGCCAUGUUGGGUGGUGGGCCAAUACGGGGCUCCCUGCAGCGUGAAUGGAGCCCACAGGGGCCUGCCGGGACCACCCCAGCGGCAGUCAUGGUCCAAGGUGUCAGACCGGGCCGUAUGGUCUCCAACAUAAACAGUGCUAUACCAUCUAGGGGCGGCGGUGUGCCCCCAUCAAAGUCCAUGGUCAACAUGCAGAACAUGGGCGGCGAAAUCGAGAUGGUUAACUCCACCUACCCUCAGCAGCACACACCGUCCAAUCAUACGGCUCCGUGGCCUGACAGGAUGAUGAUGUAUCACUACGGAAACCAAAGCAGGUCGUCAUACGGCUUCCCUCAGGAAGACGGGAUGGGCUGCUGUGGGGUUGGGCUCGAGGGUUCAGCGGAUGAAGGAACCCUUCUGAACCAGCUGUGCUCAGUGCUAAAGGACUAUGAGGGACUGGAAGAACUUGACAAGAUGUUAGGGAUCCCCACACUGGCUGGGCAGGGUCCUCUAUCAGACCAAGACCAGUUCUUCGGCUCCCCUGACCCGGCGUCCUCCAUGAAGCCGCCUCUGUACAGCCAACACUACGCUGCUCAGUCGGGCUAUGGCGACAUGCCUCUUGACGGCUCUUACCUCUGCCCUCCUAUUGGCACCCACAUGGGGCAGCAGAGAGUCAGCGGCUACCCCCCAAUGAUGAGGAUACCUGCAGGUGCUGGGCCCAGAUCGGCUGGCGUGAGACCUGGUGGUCCAAACCCUGUAGUGCCUCCACAGCCCAACAACUUGAGGCUGCAGCUGCAGCACAGACUGCAGGCCCAGCUGAACCGCCAGCCCAUGGUGAACCAGAUGGGUGGCUUGUCCAGCAUGAAUCUACCUCUCAGGUCCAACGUUCCAAACCAGGGAUCGUUCAACGCUCAGCUAUUGGCUCAGCGUCAGCACGAGUACCUCAGCAACCACCUGCGCCAACGCCAGCAGCAACAACAACAUGUGCACCAGCAGCGUACAAUGAUGGCCGUCAACGUGGCUUCUCCCGGUUCACGUCUGUCUCAAGGCAACACGCAACACUUCCCCUACCCGGCCCCCAGCUACGGCAUAAGUCAGCAACACCAGGAUGCCACGGCAGGCUUUUCCUGUGCUUCCGGGACCCCUCAGAGUACCAUGCUGUCCCCCAGGAUGGCACAGGCCCAGAGUGCUAUGAUGCAGCAGAACCAGACUCAAAUGCAGGGAGGGGCUUCAGGCUACUCGAGCAGCGGUGGCGACCUCAGCAGGUGGAUGCAGCCCGCCAACACCAGCAACGGCUUGUACCAACAACAAACUCAGUUCACGUCACAAACCACUGGAGGCAUGUACAACAACAGCAACAACAACAUGACCCCUAGAGGGGGCAACACAAACCACAUGCCAGGUCACAUCACCCCCAUGACCUCUGAGCAGGUGAGUGACAGCAGUCUGAUCCUGGAUCAGUUGGACAUGCUAACACAGGAAGCCGACAUCAACUCGAACUUUUGCUGACUCUGGACGCUAAAUCCUGCUUUGUUUUAAUCUCAACCAGAAAAGGUCCAAAUGUCGUCUUUACCAAAAUACCUAAAGCCUGACUUUAGGGUGCCCCUAAAAUCUGGACAUGUCAUAAAUAGGUUAAAAAAAUCAUUUAAUUGAUAAUGUAAGACAAGAACACAUAUAGCCAUGUCUAUAUUUCAUCUAAAACGUAAAAAAAAACAAAACAAAAAACAAUGGUGAAUAAUAUAUGCAUUUUGUGCUGUUGUCCAGACUUUAGGGACAUCCCGUAUUAGAGAUAACACAUACACACACACACACAUAUACAACUUUUAUUAAGACAUUGCUUUUCCGAUCAACAUUUUACAGAAAUGUAAAAAUCUCAAGCUUUAAUUCUAAUCCUUUAAAUUCCACUCCUACUAAUAUUUUAUAGCUAUUUAUACGAUUUAAAGGAGAUGAAAGUUUAUCUUGUAUAUUGUUGAUCUUAAAAAUAGACUAAUAUAUUUGGACUGCUGUAGUUUUUGGCCAUGGGAAGGAGGAGGGUUAUGCAGAUGAUGUAAAUAGAUCUUAUAUUCCCUAAAGUGGUAUUACUAACCAGCAAUGUAUAGUGGAAAGGCGACAAACACAAGAUCCAACCUCAAAACCAUCACUUUAUUACUUUUAAAAAGUAAAAAAAACUUUUCUGGCUUCAGUUGAACCAAAAUGAUUUAUUUUUAUUUGGUUGGCUAAGCUCAAUCACAACUAAUUUAUUGUAUGUAUUUCUAGAAAGAUGAUAUAUAAGCUUUUUGACUUUCAGCCUCGCAGUUCAAGUCGAUGUGAAGGCAAAUCCAUGCUAGACCUAGGGUGUCCAAACUUUUUACUGUGAGAGCUGCAUACUGACAAAUGGCAGGAGAUGUAGGAUACUCUUCCCCUGUUUUGUGAUCCAGCUCCCGAAAAGCAAUCCAGUACAGUAUCCAAGUACUUAGCACAUUUAUUAGACCACCUGACAUCAUAUUUCAUAAAGCGUAGAUGACCUCUUGUGGUCUUGAUAACAGCUUGCAAACCAUGUUUUCCUGUUCAUGAAUACAAGUAUUUACUUAAAUCUUGCCUAAAACGUAUAUAUUAAUAAUAUUGUACUAAUACUAUUUUUGUUAUUUUUUGUACAAGCAGAUAUGAUAAUUCAUGCAUAACAAUAAUUACAGUGUACCCGUUCUGCACUGGUGUUUUAACUAGGGAUGCUCCAAUCAGGGUUUUAUGCUGCCAAUUCUAGUACCGAUCAUCCAGGACUGAUAUCAUCCGAUACCGAUCACAGGGAUUAAUUAUACAUUUUUCCAUGUAUUUAUGGUAAGUGCUAUUGGCCAUAUGAUAUGAAAGAAUCACCUUCAAUUAGACAAAAAGAAGCCACAUUUGGCUUACCUUUUGAAGAGAACAUAUCGUGUAGCUUCAGACACCUUGAAGGAGAUUUUGGAAGUGAGAGUUGAUGGGUGGAGCGCUAGCAGGACUUCCAGGUGAGUGAAAGAGUACUCGGUGAACCUGGUGUCUUCCAGCGCUGGGAAAGACUGGUCAUCUCAUCCCAUUAAUUCACUUCUUUCAGGUUCGAAUCUUAGCCUUCUGUGUCGCUCGUACGGGCGAGGCUGGGUUAGCUGCCGAUUCACUCACGAUCACAGAAAACUCAAAAAGUCAACAUACAAAAUACUCAACUCGUCAUUUAUUAAUGUGCGACCCCCACAAGCUAGUUUUCAUGGCAUGGGUUGGUAGUCAAGUUGAACACGUCAGACAUGAUGAAGGAAAGUCAAAGGAGCACAAUGGCAAAGACGUUAGUUCGGGCAAGACACGGCAUCCCCACUUGGAUGGCUGCAGGCUGCAAUAGUCCUCGCCACAGCUGAUUGGCUGUUGUGAUCGCCGUUGAAUGCCGAUCACAUGAUUUUUCCCCAAAAUCGUCCCAUACUAAUCUGUGACGGAUCGAUCGGAGCAUCCCUAGCUCUAACCAUUACAAACCAUAAAAAGUUAUUUUAGUCAUUAUAAAUAUUGUUAAUUUAGGGCGGCUGUGGCAUAAACCUUCCACUGGGUGGCGCUCUAAUACAUUUGUUCAACGCCGUUGAGCAACAUAUGCAUGCUAUGCUAUGCUGACUUUUUUUUUUUAACGGGUGUUUUUUGUGUGGCCCUAAACCUCCUUUGUGAUGUUCUGAUGUGGGCCAUGAUUAAUUCUGUAUUCAGCAUAUGGGCCACGGGACAAUAAAUAAAUGAGCUCUGGGCCAGAAAAGUUGCCUGAGCCAUAUUUUGGACACCCCCGCUGAAGUUCAUAUCCUCAGCCUUAACUGUCUUUAAUGGCCACUCGCCAACAUUAGCAUUUAGUGUCUUAGCAUUUCAUUCGACUGCUCAAAGAGAUUAACCACAUUUCACUGAAACUUCAUUUUUAUGCUGACAGACAGAACAGGACGCAAUGAUACUGCAGUCUUAAAAAGGAGUGUAUUUAUGUACAAAGCCUGGACAGAAAAACUACCGAAGUUAUCAGGUCCUAAACCUACUGGAACUUGAUAGACCAGGGGUGUCCAAACAUUUUCCAACAAUGGGGGGCUUUCAGUGCAAAGGAUGUCAGUGGGGCUAAAACCAAUCCCACAGGACUGUAAUCUACCUGUGGAAGUAAGUGGGUGAGGCUACUCAAUUGGCCAUGACUCACAAUGCUGGCCAGAGUGUAGAUUUUUAAAUACUCCAACUUGGUGGGUAAAACAAUGCCAGCUUUUUGGUUUGUGUUUAAAAAAAAAAUAAAAAACGUGAAAUAUUUUUAAAUAUUAAAAACGGGUUGCGCCAAAUAUAUCUGUGACGGUCUCAAUUUAACCUUUAUGGGCUGCCACAGAUCCAUGAAUGUAUGGAACCCGUUAUAUAUAUUUAAAGAAAAAUAGUAUGCACGUCAGUUUUGUGUUAUUAGGACUAUGUUAUUUAGUUUUCUCCUUACAUGCUCUUUUUUUCAUUUUUUUAGUAGCUGUAUUCUUAAAAUAUGCCAAGGACUGAUUUUUUUUUAAAGUGGGGACCGCUAAUGGCCCCUGGACCACACUUUGGACGCCCCUGUUGUGUAUGUUUGAGGAUGAAUACUCGCAAGUCCCUUUGCUGUUUGAGGUGCUUUCUCCUAUCUUUGUCGCUUCUAUUGACGCUGCUGAAAUGAUCCACAGGUUGUUUGUAUAAAACACCAAUGAUGACAUACUGAAAUGAAUUGUUAGCCUUUUAGCACUGAUUUUUCAUCUUUUGUUGGUAUUGUUGUUUUUCUGGUGGUUAAAACCCAAAGACUUAACGAGGAAAGCCAUUCAGAUGUUGUGAGUGGAUAUAAAGCCUCUGGUAGCGCACGUACGAAAUAAAUACACUACUUUUCUUACUUGAUAGAUGAUAUUUUUUAUGGCUGCAAGAAUACUGUUUCAUGCAAGAACCUUUGAUGCUAACACGCUAGCAUAAUAAUGCCUUAGAAAUGGGUGAGUGUACGUUUUGAUUGUUUGACAUUUAGUAUGUUUUAUUUGCUGAGUGAAUGUCUUUAUUCAUAGAUUAUCUACAAAAACCGUUAUAACUCUGUCUGUGACGACAGUGUUGUGUCAUCCAUCUUGUGUUAACAAGCCAAUAAAUAAAUAUGUUAAGUAAUGAUCGUAAAUCCAACAAACUUUUAAUUUAGCGUCAGGGUAUUUAAACCCAGGCUAAAAAAACACUACAGAGUGUGUUUUUUUUAUGUUCCACACUUGUUUAAAAAACCCACCAAAUAUCAUGUUGAUGCUAUUUCAUGAAGCAAGUUGUCAAUGCUAAUGGCGCUUUUGUCCACGCUGCUUGUUAAUUUAUGAUUGAUGCCACUGUAAAUAAAUUAUUUUUAUUCAAAACA
This is a messenger RNA of Doryrhamphus excisus (bluestripe pipefish), 10904 nucleotides long. NCBI's taxonomy places the organism in Eukaryota, Metazoa, Chordata, Actinopteri, Syngnathiformes, Syngnathidae. The record is from RefSeq and is a predicted model, not a curated record.